Messenger RNA from Crotalus tigris (Tiger rattlesnake), 3518 nucleotides. It is a transcript of the gene AOAH, whose product is annotated as acyloxyacyl hydrolase. Gene Ontology annotation, biological process: lipopolysaccharide catabolic process; negative regulation of inflammatory response. NCBI's taxonomy places the organism in Eukaryota, Metazoa, Chordata, Lepidosauria, Squamata, Viperidae. Gene Ontology annotation, molecular function: calcium ion binding; acyloxyacyl hydrolase activity. The record is from RefSeq and is a predicted model, not a curated record. The transcript is spliced from 21 exons. The coding region runs from base 374 to 1915 and encodes 513 amino acids.
AAACACAUGGAAGAUUAUUCUGAAAGCCAGCUGAUGGAAUAUAAAUCUUUUGUAUUUGUAUACAUAGCUAUCUCUCUGGAUACACAUUAUUGUCUUGCUAAUACAAGGAAAAAGUGUAAGGCAAGCUUUAAAACUGAUCUGCUUUGUGACAAAGUAAUAGUUUUUGGAGAGCAGAUAUCUUCUUUUCCUUCACAUUUUGGUUUCAGUUGUAUAAGGUUUAUGAGCAAAUAUAGUCCUGCCUGCAUAUUAAUCAGCCACAGUUGUUAAGAAAACAGGAAGAGGAAAACCAUCACAGAAGUCUGUUUCUUUGAGAGAAGCUCUGUCCUCACAAAAUACAUUCCUUGUGCUGAGUGAUCAAAAUUACUGAAAGAAUAUGUAUUGGAAGAAAGUUCCUUCCUUAACUUUCGUGCUUCUUCUCAUGCUUUUGACGAAUGGCAGUUCCUUUUCACACGAUGAACUGAAACUGUUUCGAUCUAAACACUACCACAGAUUCAGCUGUAUAGGUUGCGUAAGUGUAGUGGCUAUAAUACAGCAGCUUUCUCAAGUCCACAACUCUACAGUAAAAGCAACUCUGGAAAGAUUCUGUACCUACUUACCUGAAACAUUCCACCUACAAGGUAUUUGUUUUUUGCUUGUUGAAAUAUAUGGACCAAAGAUUAUUAAAUUGGUAGAAACCAAAAUGAAUGCCGAUGUGAUAUGCCAUUCCAUUCAUGCGUGUAUAAAGAAAGCAGGUCAACCAUACUGUCAUCUAUACCCUCCUCCUAAGGAAAGGUUUAACAUAGCUAUAAAGAAAUUAGAAGGAAUGUUUACAACUAGAAGCCAGAAAUACGUGCAUGAACUAUCAUUUAUAUGUACGCUUCCUUUUAUGAGAAAUCUGUGCCGGAGAAUUGAAUUUUUUGUCAAGAACCAGUUACCAUUCGUAGAUCUUGAUGGAGAUAAGUUUAGUACUUACCAGAAUUUGAGAGGGUAUUACUGGAGAGGCCAAGACUGUAAUGACCGAAAUGCUGCUGUGUACCCUGGUAGACGCCCUGAAGCCUGGGAUGCAAAGGAGGAUUCCAACUGUAACGGCAUAUCUGGUGUUGAUUCAAAAGAUGGUAUUCCUUAUGAACAGAAAUUCUGCAAUGGCACAGAAUCCAAGGGUAUAAUUAUGCUGGGAGACUCUGCUGGAGCUCGAGCACAUAUCCCCCCCGAAUGGAUAACUGCGUCACAGAUAUCACCGAAAACUUAUUCCAACAUUCUUGAGGUAAUUAGCAAUGAAAUUGACUGGCCUCAAUUUUCAGCAGUCACUGGGUUUCUCAAUUCCACAAUUGGAGGAAGGACAGAGUCACUCUACAGCCUAUUACGUAGAAGAAAUCGCUGCAAUCAUAAAGAUUACCAGAAUAUUUCUAAAAAUGGUGCCUCUUCAAGAAAUGUCCUACAUCUUGUACAAAGCUUGGCAAGGAAUCAGCAAUUUGACAAACCAGCCAUAGUUAUUUUUGCAAUGAUUGGGAAUGAUGUCUGCAAUGGAAAUCCAGACACAUUGAACAAAAUGACACAUCCUAAACAAAUGCGCUCCAAUGUUGUGAAGACUUUGCUUUACCUGGAUAGUCAACUUCCAAAAGGGAGCCAUGUGAUUUUGAUUGGCUUAGUAAAUGGUAGCUUUAUCUGGGAUGCCAUGCACAGGAGAUACCAUCCUCUUGGUCAGCUAAACAAAGAUGUCACAUAUGAACAAUUUUAUUCUUUUCUUAGUUGUCUUCAGAUUAAUCCAUGCAAUGGCUGGUUGACUUCAAAUGGCAUACUUAGGAAUUUGACUACAGAGAGAGCCAUGCUUCUUUCCAAUGUCCUGAAAGAAAUAGCAAAAUCUGAGAAGUAUCUCAAUUUUGACGUUUUCUACAUGGAUUUCCCACUGAAAGAAAGUACGAUAGCCCUAACAUAAACACUUCUGGAGUAGUUGGACUGACUCAUUUUGAACUUGACUUUGAAUUCAAAAGGUUUUGAAUUUAAAAUAUUUAAUGUACUGUAAUGGAAGAGAAAAUCUUAAAGAACAGGAGGAAGAGCUGCUACCAAGACAAUGGGCAGGUAAAAGAAAUCUGAGCCUGGGGCAAAACUGUAACUUGAGAAAACAUCUCAGACAAGACCUCCACGCCCCUCCCCCCAGCCCAGUUCUCAUGAAGAUGAAGGGGGGGAUGAGGGAAGCACAUUCAAACUUGCUAUAGUCUGUUGCUAUAAUCUUAUAUUAAAAGUAGAAUUAGCAUGCAUGACCUUGGUUUCCCAGUCUGAAAGAUUGACAAUUAUCCCUAAACCUUCAAUGGAAUGGCAAGUUAAAAACCUGCUACUAUUAUAUUUAUUAUCUGCUUUAUCACUAGAUGAGACAUAAGAAUUCUGAAUUACUUAUCUUUUUUUUUAUUUAGUGAUGUAGUCACAUAUUCUUUAUUAACAAAGAAUUACUAAUGGAUAGGCAUUUACAUCAAAACAAUUCUGAAGAUCUAUUUAAAACUGUGUAACAGCUUUUAGCAUAUUGCUAGUGAGCUGAAUUAUUUUGAAAUAAUAAAUUUAAAUCAAAAUAGUGGAAUGUGGAAAGAAGUAAACAGUUUAACUUUCUACAUUGCUUAAUAAAAUCUAAUCUUACCAAAACAGAAUUCUAUCAAUGUUUUAUAGCUGCUUGAAGGAAAAAAAUUUCCUUCUACACUGCUGCCAUUUCAUUCUAUUCACUAACCUAUUUUUAGUUUACAGUCUUGCUAAAUCAAUGCGAAACCUUUUCAGAGUGUGAAAUAUUUAGCAGCAAAUGCUAUUUUAUCACCCACUUUCAAUGUUUUAACACUUGGAAUUUAAAUGUUCUAGAAUUGAUUUAAUGAGAAUUAGGUCCCAUCAGGUUUUUCAGGAUUUUGUUCUGUGAGAUUGAAAUAUGGAUGUGACAAAGUCCCCAUAUAAUUAAACUAAAUAUAUCACGUUUCCCCAAAAAUAAGCUCUAAUUUGAUUUUUGGGGGUGGGUCUAAUAUAAACCCUACCCCAAAAAUAAGCCCUAAAAUAUGCACACCUAAAAAUCAAGCUAGGGUGGGAGGUGGAGGAGUGGAGCUGCCCCAUGCGUCCUAUAGCCACUUACCUUUGUAGCAAGGCCUCCCUUGCCUGUCCACUUCUUCUGCAGCACCCCCUGGCCUGAAUUUCGCCAUCAGAGAUCUUCCAGAAAGACUUCUGCAGCUGAGAACUGAGCUAUAGAUUCAAUCCAUAGCUCAGUUCUUGGCAGCAGAGGUGUUUCCAGAAGGCCUCUGAUGGUGAAAUGCAGGUUGGAGCUCCAUUCUCAGCUGCAGAGGCAUUUCCUUCAGCCACAGAAGAAGUGGGCCAGCUGGGCUGGGCUGUCAAUGCUGCCACCACAAGGUGAGACCUUGAAAAAGACACCCUCGGAAAAUAAGAUCUAUGCAGUGCAUAGGUGACGAACCUAUGGCACGGGUGCCAGAGGCGGCACCCAGAGUCCUCUCUGUGGGCACACGUGCCAUCACCCCAGUCCUAGGCUUUCAGCUGGGUUUUAUAAAACCUUUCCG